AUGUCUCCCUUUCUCUUUGCUAUUGGUAUGGAAUACCUCUCCAGAUGCCUUGAUGAGCUUAGGUUAUCUCCUGAUUUUAACUUUCACCCUAGAUGUGAAAAGUUAAACCUAACUCACAUGAUGUUUGCUGAUGACUUAUUGAUGUUUUCUAGAGCUGAUAGUGUUUCUGUUAAGCUUCUCUUCCAAGCCUUCUCAAAAUUCUCAGGUGCCUCUGGGCUUUCUGCUAAUCUUGAUAAAAGUGAAGUCUAUUUUGGAGGGGUCUCUAUUGAUGUACAGAAAGAGUUGAGGGAGCUUUUUGGUGUUUCUCAAGGUACCAUUCCUUUUAGGUAUCUUGGGGUCCCUCUCUCUUCCAAAAAGCUUACUAAUGCUCAAUGUAGGCCUUUGGUGGAGAGGGUCACUGCUAGAAUACAAGGGUGGAUGGCUAAACACUUGUCUUAUGCCGGGAGGCUUCAAUUGGUGAAGAGUGUGUUGUUUGGUAUCCAGACUUAUUGGGCUCAAAUUUUUAUUCUUCCGAAGAAAAUUCUGAAAGAGAUUGAGGCUAGGUUCAGGUGCUUUCUUUGGACUGGAUCCUCUGCCCCUGCUAAGAAGUCUUUGGUUGCUUGGAAUAAUGUCUGUCUUCCUAAAGUUUGUGGUGGAUGGAACUUGCUUUCUCUUCCUAAGUGGAAUAAAGCAGCAGUCACUAAGUUACUUUGGGAUAUUGCUCACAAGGCUGAUAAUCUUUGGGUUAAGUGGGUCCAUAUCUACUAUUUCAAGCAUAAAGAUUGUUGGACCACCCCUACCCCUGCUAGAUGCUCUUGGUUCUUGAAGAAGAUUUUGAGUUAUAGAGAUGUUGUGAAUGAUCAAGGGGGAUGGGAUGGUUUCAUACAAGGAAACAAGUUGAAAAUCAAGAAGCUUUAUGCUGAUAUUAGGCCUCAAGUGCCUAAAGUUCCUUGGAAGAGAGUUACUUGCCAUAACUUAGCAACUCCCAAAAGUAUUUUUAUCUUGUGGCUAGCUUUGUGGAAUAGGCUUGUCACUAAGGAUAGGUUGCUUCAAUGGCACAUCUCUUGUGAUCCAAGGUGUUUCUUAUGUCUGAAUGGCAAUGAAAGUGUUCAGCAUUUAUUUUUUGAUUGUGAAUUCUCUAGGAAGGUUUGGAGCAAGGUGUUGGGUAUUUUACAUGUUUCCAAGCAUGUUCAACAGUUUAGUGAUGAGGUCAAUUGGAUGAAGAAAAUCUGCAAAAGUUCUAGAUUGAAGAAUAAAGUGAUCCAGGUGGCCUUCACUGAAACAGUUUAUGGUAUUUGGAUCCAAAGGAAUGCAGUUCUCUUUACUGGUUGCUGGAAAUCUGUUGAUGCCCUAGUUAGGGAUAUUGUUUUUCAUUCAAUUAUCUGUCUUGUUCUGGUUGCUCGUUUGGCUCUUUUUUUUUUGGUGUUGGGUUCUGAUGGUGCUUUUAUUUACUUGAAGUUGAGAUUCCCGUUGCAUCUUUAUUGUAUUGCUGUUCUUUUUCUACUGACUGUAUCUCUCUGUUUUCUACUGGUUGCUGCUGUCUUCUUUGUUGUCUCUGCACUGCUGGUGCUGUGUUCUACUGGUUGUGCUGCUGUGCACUGCUGA
This is a messenger RNA of Chenopodium quinoa (quinoa), 1584 nucleotides long. RefSeq lists its product as uncharacterized. The record is from RefSeq and is a predicted model, not a curated record. NCBI's taxonomy places the organism in Eukaryota, Viridiplantae, Streptophyta, Magnoliopsida, Caryophyllales, Amaranthaceae. The transcript is spliced from 2 exons. Bases 1 to 1584 code for a protein of 527 amino acids.